CGAAAGCCCAGUCUCCCAGGUCUCAGUAGCAGCAGCAACAUGCCUGUAACGCUGGGUUACUGGGAUCUCCGCGGGCUGGCUCACUCCAUCCGCCUGCUCCUGGAGUAUACGGACACCAGCUAUGAGGAAAAGAAAUACAAGUUGGGCGAUGAUCACCAUUGCUGAUUUCCAUGUUUAUGAUGUCUUGGAUGAGAACCGUAUUUUUGCUCCUGGUUGCCUGGAUGCAUUCCCAAACCUGAAGGAUUUCAUGGCCAGAUUUGAGCUGGCUCACUCCAUCCGCCUGCUCCUGGAGUAUACGGACACCAGCUAUGAGGAAAAGAAAUACAAGUUGGGCGAUGCUCCCGACUAUGACCGAAGCCACUGGCUGAAUGAGAAAUUCAAGCUGGGCCUGGACUUCCCCAAUCUGCCCUACCUGAUUGACGGCACUCACAAGCUCACCCAGAGCAAUGCCAUUGUGCGCUACCUCGGCCGCAAGCACAACCUGUGUGGGGAGACGGAAGAGGAGAAGAUUCGCGUGGACAUUUUGGAGAACCAGGCUAUGGACAACCGCAUGCAACUCAUUACGAUCUGCUACAACUCUGACUUUGAGAAGCUGAAGCCUGACUACCUCAAGGGCCUCCCAGACAAGCUGACACUGUACUCCCAGUUCCUGGGGAAGCGGCCCUGGUUUGCAGGGGACAAGAUCACCAUUGCUGAUUUCCAUGUUUAUGAUGUCUUGGAUGAGAACCGUAUUUUUGCUCCUGGUUGCCUGGAUGCAUUCCCAAACCUGAAGGAUUUCAUGGCCAGAUUUGAGGCCCUGCCAAAUAUCGCUGCCUACAUGAAGACCAGUCACUUCAUCCCAAGACCUGUGUUUUCUAAGAUGGCCAAGUGGACAGGAGAUUAGGGUAUAAUUUCAAAGAUAGUAUAGGCUUUGGGCAGCUCAGUCUCCAGCCUUGCUUGAGCUUUCUCAGUCCUCUCUCUGCUGCCCAGCCUGCUGCACUCUGUCCUCUAAGCCAGCGCCUCCCAUACAGACCCUAGCCAGCCUCAGCUCUGCCCUCUCCCUCAGCCACAGCCCCUGGGCUAUUUCUCCUACACUAAGGCCCAUACUAUGGCUCCUACUCUGCUGUGAGGGGCCUGAGUGGCCCUGAGCUCCGGACAGAGAGAUCUCUGGGCCUGUGCUGACCCUGCUCCAGAGCAAGGUCUCCAUUGCACUGCGUGCUCCCUAGGAAGCCUGAAUCUCAGCCUGGGUCUGUCCUCUUCCCUGAAAGCCCUGACUUGGCAUUGACUGUGCUGGAGUUUCAGGAUCUUCAUUCUGUUGCCACAGCAGGACCUGGGGAGCAGGAUGCUGUGGGUGGGUGUACCUGGUCAGGUGAGGUUAAAUGGUGUGCUGGUCAUAUCUGUGCCCUGUGCAUGUUGCUCUGUUCCUCUCCUUGGUUUCUUCCUGCUGCGUGGCUCCUCAUUCCUGGAUCAUGGUGUCACGGUUUGAAACCUGAUGCAGCUUGGCUCUGUUUCUGAGAGCUGCAGGGUUGAUAGGGAGGGGCUGGCAGUCGUCAGGCAACCCACUGGGAGCUGCUCCAGGGUGCUUUCCCUGACAUGGAUAUUCCUGGUCUAUAUUUUCAGAAUGUUUCUCAAUAAAUAGUGUCACAUUAUCUAUAA
Molecule: messenger RNA, 1635 nt
Organism: Ochotona curzoniae (black-lipped pika)
Lineage: Eukaryota; Metazoa; Chordata; Mammalia; Lagomorpha; Ochotonidae
Product: glutathione S-transferase Mu 1-like
Exons: 10
Coding region: 122-883 (253 amino acids)
Biological process (GO): glutathione metabolic process
Molecular function (GO): glutathione transferase activity
Source: RefSeq, a predicted model, not a curated record